Molecule: messenger RNA, 773 nt
Organism: Onychostoma macrolepis
Lineage: Eukaryota; Metazoa; Chordata; Actinopteri; Cypriniformes; Cyprinidae
Product: gastrula zinc finger protein XlCGF49.1-like
Exons: 3
Coding region: 138-758 (206 amino acids)
Cellular component (GO): nucleus
Source: RefSeq, a predicted model, not a curated record
UCAUUCAACGCCCCUUUUGAAGCGAGAAAGGUUUGUUGCUCAGUGUUUACGACAGUAAAGAGCGCUUUUGCGGCAGCAAAUUUAAGACGAGAGUGAACGAGCGAACUACAGAGUUUGUUAAAGAGGAGAUUGAAGACAUGAGUGAUCCAGAACCAUCCAGAAUAAAACAAGAAGAUACUGAGGAACAAACAGACCAGAAAGAAGUGAAAGAGCAAAGACAAGAGCUGACUGAAGGGGAGGAGGAACACAGUGACUUCAAAACUCAAAGAUUAAAAACAAUCAAUGAUUGUUCAUUGAUGGAAAAUUGUAAAUGGCACCAGAAAACACAUAAUGAAGUGAGAGAUCAUUUUUGUCAUGAAUGUGGGAAGAGCUUUACUACAGCUGGCAAUCUGAAACAGCACCAAAGAAUUCACACUGGAGAAAGACCUUACAAGUGCUCGUAUUGUGACAGGAGUUUCACUGUGUCUGGAAACCUGAAAGAACACGAGCGAGUUCAUACUGGAGAGAAGCCGUAUCACUGUACUCAGUGUGGAAAGAGUUUCAAAUGUAAAACUGGUCUCAACCGUCACCUGCUCGUUCACUCUGGAGAAAAGCCAUUUACCUGUGAUCAGUGUGGUACACAUUUUAAAUCAUCAUCAAAUCUAGAAAAGCACAUGAAAAUUCAUACAAAUGAGAGGCCUUAUGCAUGCUCGUUUUGUAGCGAGAGUUUUGUUCGACUGGAUCAUUGCAACGGCACCAGAAAACACAUAAUGAAGUGAGAGAUCAUUUUGUCA